AUCGGAAGAAAGAACGGUAAAAGAAAAGGAAGAAAGAGAAGAAAAAGAGAGGAAACGGAUCGGGAGAGCGGUGGGGCGAUCAAGCUCUCGAGGAUGGAGCAGAGGGCUGGCGGGCUUGUCCACUGACAAAGAAGGCCGCAAGCGAAAUCAACAUUCAAUAGCUCUUCCAUUCAAAGUUUCGGGGAUCACUACGCACUCUUAGACCCCUUCCUCGCUUCAGGGAAGUAAGCAGUCGGAGUCGGCGCCGGCGACCUGAAUUCCGGAGUCGUCAGAGUAAGUGUAGAAAAGAAAGAGGCUUAUGUGAUCUCCAGUUUUUUACAUCAAGAAUUGGCAUUCUCAGCUCCGAACGUUUGAAAAUGGACAAGUCUAGUGCGUUGGAGUACAUAAACCAGAUGUUCCCCACAGAGGCAUCUUUAUCUGGGGUUGAGCCUCUUAUGCAAAAGAUUCACAGUGAGAUACGCCGAGUGGAUGCUGGGAUACUUGCAGCUGUUCGUCAACAGAGCAAUUCCAGAACCAAAGCCAAGGAAGAUCUUGCUGCUGCUACACGGGCUGUGGAGGAACUCAUGUUCAAGAUUCGAGAAAUAAAGACAAAAGCUGAGCAGAGCGAAACAAUGGUCCAGGAAAUAUGCCGUGACAUUAAGAAGUUGGACUUUGCAAAGAAGCACAUAACGACCACAAUAACUGCACUUCACCGUCUUACUAUGCUAGUGUCUGCAGUCGAGCAGUUGCAAGUAAUGGCUUCGAAACGAAAUUACAAAGAAGCAGCUGCCCAGCUGGAGGCUGUAAAUCAGUUGUGUAGUCACUUUGAAGCCUACAGGGACAUACCAAAGAUCACAGAGCUCAGGGAGAAGUUCAAAAAUAUCAAACAAAUUCUCAAAUCUCACGUAUUUUCUGAUUUCUCAAGCCUGGGCACCGGGAAAGAGACGGAAGAAACAAAUUUGCUGCAGCAGUUAUCUGAAGCAUGCUUGGUGGUUGAUGCUUUGGAGCCAUCUGUGAGAGAAGAGUUGGUUAAUAAUUUCUGUAGCAGGGAGCUUACUUCAUAUGAGCAGAUCUUUGAAGGAGCUGAAUUGGCUAAGCUGGAUAAAACUGAACGGCGGUAUGCAUGGAUUAAGCGCCGGAUAAGAACAAAUGAGGAGAUAUGGAAGAUUUUCCCUCUUUCAUGGCAUGUUCCCUAUCGUCUGUGUAUCCAGUUCUGUAAGAAGACAAGGAAACAACUAGAGGGAAUACUUGAAAAUCUCAAGGAUAAGCCGGAUGUUGGAGCUCUCCUACUGGCUCUGCAACGAACUUUAGAAUUUGAGGAUGAAUUGGCUGAGAAAUUCGGAGGUGGUUCUCAAAAGGAGUUUGGAAAUGAGAUAGAAGAGAUAGGUAGAGAAAAUCACAAUCAAAGUGUUUCAGAUAUUCGGAAAAAGUAUGAAAGAAAGCUGGCUGUACAUCAGGAAGAUGAAGGCCAAGAAAAAGAUGGAAAUAAAGAUUUGUCAGCACCCGGUGCCGGGUUUAAUUUCCGUGGAAUCAUCUCAUCUUGCUUUGAACCCCAUCUAACUAGCUAUGUGGAGCUAGAGCAGAAGACACUGAUGGAGAAUCUAGAAAAACUUGUUCAGGAAGAAAAGUGGGAUAUUGAAGAGGGCAGUCAGAAUAAUGUUUUAUCUAGUAGCAUGCAGUUGUUUCUCAUCAUCAAGAGGAGCUUAAAACGUUGCAGUGCUCUAACAAAGAGCCAGACAUUACUCAAUCUAUUCAGGGUAUUUGAAAAAAUUCUAAAAGCUUAUGCUUCAAAGCUCAAGGCAAGAUUGCCCAAGGGUGGUGUGGGAAUUGUUGCAGCAGCUACUGGUAUGGAUGGACAAAUAAAGACGUCCGAUAGAGAUGAGCGGGUGAUUUGCUAUAUCGUCAAUUCAGCCGAAUACUGCAGAAAAACUUCAGGUGAACUGGCUGAAAGCGUGUCGCGAAUAAUCGAUCCUCAACUUGCAGCUGGAGCAGAUAUGUCGUCAGCAGAAGAAGAGUUUUCUGGGCUUAUAACAGAGGCAUUGAUGACCUUGGUGCAUGGCCUAGAAACCAAGUUUGAUAUUGAAAUGGCAGCCAUGACACGUGUUCCCUGGGCUACACUUGAAAGUGUUGGCGAUCAAUCUGCGUAUGUCAAUGGUAUAAAUAUGAUCCUUACCAGCAGCACUCCUGUACUGGGGAGCCUCCUAGCACCAGUUCACUUCCAGUACUUCUUGGACAAGCUUGCAUCCUCUCUUGGUCCCCGCUUCUACACCAACAUUUUCAAAUGCAAACAAAUAUCUGAAACUGGAGCACAACAGAUGCUUUUAGAUACUCAAGCCGUGAAGACAAUUCUUCUGGAGAUUCCAAUGCUUGGUCAACAGAUGUCUAGUGCUGCUAGCUAUUCAAAGUUUGUGAGCCGGGAAAUGAGUAAAGCUGAAGCACUUUUGAAGGUUAUACUAUCGCCAGUGGAUUCUGUGGCUGAUACGUAUCGAGCAUUAUUACCAGAUGGAACACCAAUGGAGUUCCAGCGGAUUUUGGAGCUCAAGGGUCUUAAAAAGGCGGAUCAGCAAACUAUAUUGGACGACUUCAACAAGCAAAGUCCACCACUUUCUCAACCUUCAGCUCUGCCAUCAGCAGCAUCAGCUGUUACGACUCCUGCUCCCACCAGCGCCACUGCUGCUGCUAUGGCUGCGGCAACUUCUCUGGUUUCUCAUCCGUCACUUGGCCUCACUGCUUCUUCCAGGGAAGACGUGCUUGCCAGGGCAGCCGCCCUUGGCCGGGGUGCUGCCACAACAGGUUUCAAGAGGUUUCUGGCUCUAACUGAAGCUGCAAAAGACCGAAAAGACGGACCUUUCAGAAAGCUUUUCAAUGCUUAAAAGAGUCAUUUUUAUACAAAUUUUUGUUUCUGUUUUCAGUUGUACUAUAAAUACGUUCUACUUACGGACCAUUAGCUGGAGUGUGUAGAAGGAUAUUAAUAUUUGUGCACAGAGAUGGCAAAGGCAGGUGUUCCUACCGAGAUGCCUUGGUUUUGCUGUUUUGACCGGAUGGAAGGGGUCGAUUAGCUUGCUAACCCCUCUAAGGAGUUGGAAAAAUGAUAUCAUAUUAAUUAUAGUUAUUUUUUGUAUUAAAUUCGUGUUGCACUUAAUAAUUUUGUGAAUUAAAAAUUCAUAUUAAUU
Molecule: messenger RNA, 3152 nt
Organism: Linum tenue
Lineage: Eukaryota; Viridiplantae; Streptophyta; Magnoliopsida; Malpighiales; Linaceae
Source: the annotation of a GenBank genome assembly